Entamoeba dispar SAW760 is the source of this 849-nucleotide messenger RNA. Its product is annotated as protein phosphatase 2C, putative. Gene Ontology annotation, biological process: protein dephosphorylation. The transcript has a single exon. The record is from RefSeq and is a predicted model, not a curated record. Gene Ontology annotation, molecular function: protein serine/threonine phosphatase activity; cation binding. NCBI's taxonomy places the organism in Eukaryota, Evosea, Mastigamoebida, Endamoebidae. Bases 1 to 849 code for a protein of 282 amino acids.
AUGGAUAAAGGCAAAUUAGCUAAAAUGGAAAUAGGAUUUCAUGAAGAGUGUGGCCCUCGUCCACAAAUGGAAGACGCUCAUUUAAUUAUUCCUGAUUUAAAUAAAAUGUUUAAAAUUAAAGGAGAUCAAAUGGCAUUAUUUGCUGUAUUUGAUGGGCAUGGAGGUAAAGAAGCUGCUAAAGUUGCUGAAGAAGUUUUUGCACAAAUUCUUGUCAAUGAAACAGAAUUUAAAGCUGGUAACUAUGAAAAAGCAUUAUACAAUGCAUUUUUAAAAACUGAUCAAGAAGUUCUUAAACGUUCAGAAGCUGAACAUUGGACUAAUGGAUGUACUGCAUGCGUUGUUCUUUUAGUUGGAAAACGAUUAUAUACAGCUAAUCUUGGAGAUGCUGAAGCAGUUCUUGGAAUUACUAAACCAAAAGAAAAAGGAUGUAAACCAGUUCCAUUAUCAACAAAACAUAAUCCAACGGAUGACGGAGAAAAAAAACGAAUUGAAGAGGCAGGUGGACAAGUUAUUUGUGGAAGAAUUAAUGGUAUUCUUGCUAUUUCACGAUCAUUUGGAGAUAUAGAAUUUAAAUAUCCAUAUAACAAAUCAAUGAAAGAUUUUGUUUCACCAAUUCCUGCUCUUCAAAUGACACCAAUUGGAAAACAUAAUCCAUUCCUUAUUUUAACUUGUGAUGGAUUGUAUGAGAAAAUGAAUUAUGAAGAACUUAUUACUCUUACUUAUGAAUCAAUUGAAAAACACAAGAAAAAAGAUUUUGAUGCUGUAGCUACUGAAAUGAUUACUGAGUCAUUAAAAAGAGGAUCAAUGGAUAAUCAUACUGCAAUUGUCGUCUUCUUUAAAUGGAAAUAA